This is a messenger RNA of Blepharisma stoltei, 1131 nucleotides long. The record is from the annotation of a GenBank genome assembly. Lineage: Eukaryota; Ciliophora; Heterotrichea; Heterotrichida; Blepharismidae.
AUGGUUGAUCAGAACGUCCAAGCUCUCGUCAUUGACAACGGUUCAGGAAUGUGCAAGGCCGGUAUAGCCGGUGACGAUGCCCCAAGAGCUGUCUUCCCAAGCAUUGUCGGUCGCCCAAGAAUGCCUGGAAUCAUUGUAGGAACUGAACAAAAAGAAGUCUAUAUUGGUGAUGAAGCACAAGCUAAGAGAGGUGUUCUCAAUCUUAAAUAUCCAAUUGAGCACGGGAUUGUUACUAACUGGGAUGAUAUGGAAAGAAUCUGGCAUCAUACUUUCUUCAACGAAUUAAGAGUCCCAGCUGACGAGCACCCAGUCCUACUCACUGAAGCUCCUCUGAACCCUAAGAACAACAGAGAAAAGAUGACUCAAAUCAUGUUCGAAACUUUCAACGUCCCUGCUUUCUACGUCGCCAUCCAAGCUGUGCUGUCAUUAUACAGCUCUGGCAGAACCACUGGUAUGGUAGUGGAUUCUGGCGAUGGAGUCACCCACGUCGUCCCAAUCUAUGAAGGCUACGCUCUGCCUCAUGCAAUUCAAAGAAUCGACGUCGCCGGUCGUGACUUAACCUUGCACUUAGUUAGACUUAUGACUGAGAGAGGCCACUCACUGACCAAUUCAGCUGAAAAAGAAAUCGUCAGAGAUAUCAAAGAGAAACUCUGCUACGUCGCUUUGGACUUCCAAGAAGAAAUGAACAAAGCUAGAACUUCUUCAGAAAUCGAGAAAAACUACGAGAUGCCUGAUGGAAGCACAGUUACACUUGGAAGUGAAAGAUUCAGAGCCCCAGAAGCUUUGUUCCAGCCAAGCUUGUUAGGGCUUGAUAUUGACGGCAUGGACGAGACUACUUAUAAAUCAAUCAUGAAAUGUGACCUGGAUAUCAGAAGAGACUUAUACGGAAACGUUGUUAUGAGUGGAGGGUCUACUAUGUAUCCAGGAAUUGCUGAAAGACUAAACAAAGAACUUGUAGCAAAGGCACCACCAAGCAUGAAAAUUAAAGUUGUUGCACCACCUGAAAGAAAAUACUCAGUCUGGAUUGGAGGGUCAAUUCUCAGCUCACUUUCAAGCUUCCAACAAAUGUGGGUCACCAAGGCUGAAUAUGAUGAAGCAGGAGCUAGCAUUGUUCACCGCAAGUGCUUCUAA